GUGCCUCGUCACCAGACAUGGAGUCCAGCUACGGGGGAGGCCUGCUGGACAUGGUGAAGGGAGGAGCAGGGAGGCUCUUCAGCAACCUGAAGGACAACCUGAAGGACACCCUGAAGGACACCUCCUCCAAGGUCAUGCAGUCUGUGGCCAGUUACACCAAGGGAGAGCUGGACAUUUCCUACAUUACCUCAAGGAUCAUAGUGAUGUCUUUUCCUGCUGAGGGCGUGGAGCUGGGAUUCAGGAACCACAUUGAGGACGUCAGGACCUUCCUGGACUCCAGGCACCCCGACCACUACACCGUGUUCAACUUGUCACCCAAAUAUUAUCGCAGUGCCAAGUUCCACAACAGGGUGUCUGAGUGCAGCUGGCCUGUCCGGCAGGCGCCCAGCCUGCACAACCUCUACGCUGUCUGCAAGAACAUGCACAACUGGCUGCAGCAGAACCCCAAAAACGUCUGUGUCAUCCACUGCAUGGACGGCCGUGCAGCCUCAGCAGUUCUGGUCAGCGCAAUGUUCUGUUUCUGUCACCUCUUCUCUCAUCCUGGCCCUGCUGUGCAGCUGCUGAACACAAAGAGACCUGGGAUUGUCCUGUGGCCAUCUCACAGGAGGUACAUGACCAACACACAAAUAUUCCAAAUUCAAUUUCACACUGGAUUCAUAGCCCUGGGAACAACCACUCUCAAAUUCACCAAGCCUGAGCUGGAUGCCUGUGACUCUCCAGACAAAUAUCCUCAGCUUUUUCAUGUUAUACUGGACAUAGAAAUACAGUCUGCAGACAGACAAACUGAAUUAACUCCCCCAUGGGAGAACUUCACAACAAAAGACAUCAAUCCCUCCAUUCUCUUCUCCUCCCACCAGGAGCACCAGGACACUCUUGCUUUGGCAGGCAGAGGUGCCACGGAUUCCCCCCAGGACAACAUCAGGAACGUUGGGCAGAGUGCAUUCUUCUCCUCUCUCAGCUGGCAAGAUCAGAAAUCUGACAAAAGUAGCUCUCACCCCACCUCAGAGGAUCGAGCAGCGUUGGUGCAUGAGGAAAGCGAACAGUCAGAUGACGAACUCUUGUCCCUUUCCAGUCAGCACAGUAAUGCCAGCGGCGACAAGCCCCACGGGACACCCAAACACAGCAAAAAGCAGCAGGAGCCUCCAGCAGCACCUCCCCCUGAAGACGUGGACCUGCUGGGCCUGGAUGGCAGCCCCAUGAGCAAGAGCUUUCCCCCGCAGCCCAGCGCUGCCCCCUCUAACUCUGACCUGCUGAAUGAUCUGUUUGGGGUCGGGGGGCCGAGCUCGCAGAGCCCUGCUGCAGCUGCUGCUGAGGAGGUUUUCCCCGUGGGGGCACCUGGAUCUGUGCAGUCGACCCCGCGGCGCUCGGCAGCCUCAGCGUCGCCGUCCCCGUCCCCCAGGGUAGGAGAAGCCACUGCCUUUGAUCCUUUUGGAAGCAGCCCCAAGCAAACUGGUCCAGACCUCCUGGGCUCCUUCCUUGGCUCAUCAGCUGUCCCUGGGGAUCCUUUCCUCCAAGCCACAAGGAGCCCUUCACCAACGGUGCACAGCGAUCCCUUUCACAUGGCUUCAGGCACUCCAACAGUUUCCAUCCAACCAGAUGUUUCCAGUGGUUGGGACUGGCCCAACAAAGCAGGUGGUUUAGGAAUGGGAAGUAAGUCUGCUGCCACCAGUCCUACAGGAUCCCUCCACAGCACUCCCACUCAUCAGGCUAAACCCCAAACACUGGAUCCAUUUGCUGAUCUGGGAAGUCUUGGAGCGAGUUUAGCAGGCUACGGCUGGCAGGGGGCACAGGCCAAGGGCCAGCCCAGCGUGCCCCACGCCUCCCCCCAGAACAAACCCAACUACAACGUCAGCUUCUCGGCCACGGGGGCGCAGGGCGAGCGCGGGAAAGGAGCUGCUAAUGUCGAUUCCAAGCCAAAGGUGUCUGCAGAUUUUGAAGAUUUAUUAUCUGGUCAAGGCUUUAAUGCUCACAAGGACAAGAAGGGUCCCAAAACAAUAGCUGAGAUGAGAAAAGAAGAAAUGGCAAAGGAGAUGGACCCUGAGAAACUAAAAGUCCUGGAGUGGAUUGAAGGCAAGGAGAGGAACAUCAGGGCUCUGCUGUCCACCAUGCACACGGUGCUGUGGGCAGGGGAGACCAAGUGGAAGCCUGUGAGUAUGGCAGACCUGGUGACCCCAGAGCAGGUGAAGAAGGUGUACAGGCGGGCUGUGCUCGUCGUUCACCCCGACAAGGCUACUGGGCAGCCAUAUGAACAAUAUGCAAAGAUGAUAUUUAUGGAGCUGAACGAUGCCUGGUCAGAAUUUGAAAACCAAGGACAAAAACCCUUGUAUUAGGUACUUUGUCAGCCUCCACUCCAGACCCGUGCUAGUGCUUAUUUAGUCUCUUGUCACAAAUGUCACAGAUCAACCAAACUCUGGCUGGAAAUUCACAAGUUUCAGAAAACUAAGAGCCUAAUACUUAUCAUGAAGAACAUGAGAAAGGUUUCCUAACACUUGUCUCCAGAAUCCUGAGCUCAGAGGAAC
Molecule: messenger RNA, 2519 nt
Organism: Zonotrichia albicollis (white-throated sparrow)
Lineage: Eukaryota; Metazoa; Chordata; Aves; Passeriformes; Passerellidae
Source: RefSeq, a predicted model, not a curated record